This is a messenger RNA of Haliotis rufescens (red abalone), 462 nucleotides long. RefSeq lists its product as uncharacterized. The record is from RefSeq and is a predicted model, not a curated record. The transcript has a single exon. Lineage: Eukaryota; Metazoa; Mollusca; Gastropoda; Lepetellida; Haliotidae. The coding region runs from base 1 to 462 and encodes 153 amino acids.
AUGACGGUGGCGUGGUUUGGCGUGGCGUGGCGUGGAAUGGCAUGGCGUGGUGUAUGCCAGGAUGGUGGGUGUGGCUUGGUGUAUGCCAUGACGGUGGCGUGGCGUGGCAUGAUUUGGCAUGGUGUAUGCAAUGAUGAUGGGCGUGGCGUGGUGUAUGCCAUGACGGUGGCGUGGCGUGGCGUGGCGUGGCGUGGUGUAUGCCAUGACGGUGGUGUGGCGUGGCGUGGUGUAUGCCAUGACAGUAGUGUGGUGUGGCGUGGGCGUGGCGUGGGCAUGGCAUGGCAUGGCAUGGCAUGGCGUGGCGUAUGCCAUGACGGUGGGCGUGGCGUGGUGUAUGCCAUGACGGUGGCGUGGCGUGGCGUGGCAGAUGCCAUUAGGGGUGGGACGAGGUGGAAGAUGACGGGAGAGCAUGGAAAGAAGAGUGUGGUGUGGUGUGACAAGGUGUGGUGUGGUGUGGUGUGA